ACUUUGCUCACAAAUCCACCUCGUCCACAGUCAGUCGACGGCCAGCCACGGAUCAGAUCGCUGAUCUCCAAGUUCGGGAAAAUAUUAAAACUCACUUUUAUAUAUCUUGCCUAAUCUCACGAGGAACGUGAUUUGGUAAAGUUGGAGAAAUCCUCGCGGUAGAUUUUUUUUUGUGCAAAAACAGCGAAAUUGAGUGUUGAAAAGUAAAAAUGAAUUGCUUAACAGCCCUAGUAGUGAUUGCUUUUAGUGUUUUAGGCGCUUACGGAGCCCCAACAUCCUGCCCAGAACCCUUCGGUGUGCAGGCCUAUGCCCAUCCCGAAAUCUGCGAUCAAUUCUUCCUCUGCACAAAUGGCACACUGACCCUUGAAACUUGCGAAAAUGGUCUUGCAUUCGAUGGCAAAGGACACGUUUACAAUCACUGCAACUACAACUGGGCCGUUGACUGUGGACAUCGCAAAUAUGAUCCUACACCACUGUCGUCUCCUGGAUGCGAGUACCGAUUUGGCAUCUACCCAGAUACAGAUAAAUGCUCAACGACGUACCUGAAGUGUGAGCAUGGAGAGCCCUACGUGAGCCCAUGUGAUGAUGGUUUGGUGUACGAUGAUCGCAUUCACGGAUGCAAUUGGCCCGAUCAGCUUCUUGAGAAGUGCGAUCCUACCGCUGUUGUGGGAUUCGUGUGUCCCGAUCAUGUGCCAUCCCACAGUCCAGCUGCUCGUUUCUGGCCAUUCCCACGAUUCCCCGUGCCCGGAGACUGCCACCGGCUCUACACAUGCGUCGAGGGUCACCCACGUUUGAUCACAUGCGGCGAAGGAAAGAUCUUCGACAAGAACUCACUCACAUGCGAGGAGGACAUUCCAUGUGUCGCCUAAAUCCUUUUCCCAUCUAUGGGGAAAAUUCUUGCCUGAAACACACAAAAAUAUUGCAGCAAUACUUCCACAAAGCUUCCGCAGAAAAACCAAAAUCAAAGAAGGAAAUUUGUUACCAUUUUCACUUUAUGAGAAAAAAAAGUGAUUACACCUUUUAUCUAAAACUUUCGUGCAAACGAUUUUUCUUACACUCUCCUCAAUGCUUUUCCGUUUAAUAAUUCACACACACACGUACCAAAUUGAGAAACAUGGGCUUUUUGGACGCCCACGCACACCAUGUGGGAGUUGUCUGAAAGUUUAAUCAACUAUUUUGCAAUAUUUUAAUUCAUUGCUCCCGUUUCACUUUUUUCCUCAUGCAAAAAAUUUUACUUCUCUUUUCCCAAUGCAUAUGUAAAAUACCUUUUCCUCUUCCACGAAUUUUCUUUCCACUCUAGCAUGCAUAUUAGGACAUGUGAAGAAGAAAAAAUAAUAAUAUGAUUUUUUUUUGAUAAGUUGAAUUAAUAAAACAAGAUGCAUUUAAUAACGAUCGCUAGAGCGUUGCAAAUAUUCUUGCGCUGAUUGCAAAUUCAAGAGCUUUGCAGAGGGAAGAAUUUCAAAAUCAACCGAUGAAUGAAAAAUUGAUUUGUUUGAAUGUUAAAACUCAAGAGAGCAAUAAGUUUUUUUUCCUCAUUAAAAUUAUUAUGUGAGCUACUACACAAAUAAAAUAAAAAUGUACUUUUAUUGCUAAUUAAAUAGUCCAUUUUAUCCAUUUUA
Molecule: messenger RNA, 1619 nt
Organism: Lutzomyia longipalpis
Lineage: Eukaryota; Metazoa; Arthropoda; Insecta; Diptera; Psychodidae
Product: protein obstructor-E
Exons: 3
Coding region: 210-869 (219 amino acids)
Cellular component (GO): extracellular region
Molecular function (GO): chitin binding
Source: RefSeq, a predicted model, not a curated record